Messenger RNA from Drosophila kikkawai, 1769 nucleotides. RefSeq names its product RNA polymerase II-associated protein spaghetti (gene spag). Gene Ontology annotation, cellular component: protein folding chaperone complex. The record is from RefSeq and is a predicted model, not a curated record. NCBI's taxonomy places the organism in Eukaryota, Metazoa, Arthropoda, Insecta, Diptera, Drosophilidae. Gene Ontology annotation, molecular function: protein binding.
UUCGGUCACUCUGGCAACUAGGAAAUAACAAAAAAUAAAGAUGAGCGGUGCAAAAAAGGCCUUUGAAUUACAGCGCCAGGUGCGCCAAAACGCACGUGAGUACGAGAGCAGUGUCAAGGACCUGUACUCGUGGGAGCAGGACAUCAAGAAGAAGGAGGAGGAGCUCAAGAAAUCGCCAGCCACUGUCAUCGCCAAGAACCUUCCUGUGCGCAGCCAUGUCCAAGACACACAAGCCCAGGCGGGAAAGGGAAGCCCGGGCAGCUCGGCGGCCAGCACGCCGACGGAGAAGCGGGAUCUGCCCGUGGAUCCGGUGGCGCAGCUGCACAAGAAGGCCAAUGACAUCAAGGACAGCGGCAACAGUUACGUAAAGCUGGCGGAGUACGACAGAGCCAUUGAGGCAUACUCAGAGGCCAUCAAAGUGUAUCCUUAUGAUCCCGUUUACUACAUAAACCGAGCUUUGUGCUACAUCAGACAGGAGCGCUAUGACAACUGCGUGGAGGACUGCGAGGCGGCCAUUGAGCUGGACAAGCUCUGCGUAAAGGCCUACUACCGCCGAAUGCAGGCCAACGAGUCUCUGGGCAACAAUAUGGAAGCUCUCAAGGAUUGCACGACAGUGCUGGCCAUCGAACCCAAGAACAUAGAGGCCAAGAAGAGCCUAGCUCGCAUUAAUGAUCGUCUACGCAAGAAUGCUACCAAGGGCGGUCCAAACUUCACCGCUGAUCGCCCUGACCUCAUUGACAUCUUGCCCCUCGACAAGCCCGUCUAUAAGCGCUCCAAGCAACCCAUGCAUCGUGUGCCGAUCGUCGAUAUAAUCUCUCCUCGUGUGGCCAGUGAGGAGACCAAGAACUUGCGCAUCUCAGACGAGGACAUUGACAAGAUCUUCAAUAGCAACUGCGGAGUAUUCGAGCAGGUGAAAAAGUCUGAAACAAAGCCCAAUGCCUCGACAGGUACAUCCGCUGUUGAGAAUAUCAAGGAGACAAAGAAAGACACAAAUAUUAAAGCUCCCAAGGCAACCCAACAGACAAAUAGUAAUGCUCCCAAGGCAGACCAACAUGUUGAAGUGGCCAAGGAUGAAAAGAAGGAAAUUAAAAGUGCGCCAAAGGCAACGCCAGCUGUUGUCGAGACUCCAAAAGCUCAGAGCACUACAGCAUCCCCGCCAAAACCGGCCCGCACUCCCAGCGCAGUCGUCGAGGCGAAAACAGUGAAGGAAAAUGUACAGAAAACUGAAAAGAUUGAACCAGAUUCUACCAAAAUAAAAGACUCUGCGAGUCCCUUGGAGCGUUCACUACCUCCGCCACCUUCGGGAACAGCUCAGUUCCAUGUGACCUGGAAGGAGCUAACUGCUUCGCAGAAGUACCAGUAUUUAAAGUCCAUCGAAAUAGCCAAUCUGUGUAAGAUCCUAGGCGCCGGGUUCGACUCGGCCACGUUCACGGAACUGCUGCGCACCGUUCAUGACUUUUAUGUACCAAAUAAGGAGCCAACCACGGCCGCUGUUCUGCUGGAGAUAAGCAAAAACGACGAAUUCACCAUUCUGGCCAUGCUCAUGUCAGCAGAGGAAAAGAAAGUGGCAACAUCUAUUUUAAGCGACAUUAAAAACUGGCCCAACCAAAACUCAGCGGUGCUGGAUAAGCUCUUGAAGGCCUACCUGUAACGCGUUCUGAAUUCUAAAUGUUUCAAGUUUAAAUGUACUUAUGUUGCUUCAAAUUGUUAGCUCAAAAAACAGAAAACUACAAAAAAUACAUGGAGGAUGUAAAAGAUGUUAAACAGAA